This is a messenger RNA of Austrofundulus limnaeus, 2126 nucleotides long. RefSeq names its product protein NLRC3-like. The record is from RefSeq and is a predicted model, not a curated record. The transcript has 6 exons. Gene Ontology annotation, molecular function: protein binding. The coding region runs from base 73 to 2106 and encodes 677 amino acids. Lineage: Eukaryota; Metazoa; Chordata; Actinopteri; Cyprinodontiformes; Rivulidae.
GACCAGCAGAGCUCAGAGGUUCCCAGUCCUCAGUCUGCCCAGCCACAUCAGACCCAGCUGGACUCUAUAUUUAUGCGGCUGGAGGACAAUAUGAUCACUUUUGUGAAAAACAAGCUGAAGAAGCUCAAGAAGGUUCUGAGUCCAGAUUACCCAGAAUGCUUAGAGAGUCAGAGGGAGGAUGAAGAGUUGUUGGAGGGUGAGGAUGAAGAGCAGAGAAGGAUCAACACAGAUGCACUUGUGAAAAUCACAGUUUACCUCUUGAGAAUGAUGAAGCAGGAGAAGCUGGCUGAUCAUCUUCAGAGCAUACAUUUUGCUCCAGUUUGUGAGCAUAGCCUUAAAUCCUGUCUGAAGAAGAAGUUCCAGUGUGUGUUUGAGGGGAUCGCUAAAGCAGGAAAGCCAACCCUUCUGAACGAGAUCUACACAGAGCUCUACAUCACAGAGGGAGGAACUGAAGAGGUCAAUAAGGAACACGAGGUCAGACAGAUUGAAACAGCAUCCAGGGGGAACCAGGUCCUGACUGAUGCUACAGAGUCCACCUCAGUGGAUGUUCUGCUGACAAACCUCAUCAGGGGGAACCUGCUUCCCUCUGCUCGCCUCUGGAUAACCACACGACCUGCAGCAGCCAAUCAGAUCCCAGCUGGCUGUGUUGACCUGGUGACAGAGGUCAGAGGCUUCAAUGACCCACAGAAGGAGGAGUACUUCAGGAAGAGGUUCAGAGAUGAGGAGCAGGCCAGCAGGAUCAUCUCCCACAUCAAGACCUCACGAAGCCUCCAAAUCAUGUGCCACAUCCCAGUCUUCUGCUGGAUCACUGCUACAGUUCUGGAUGAUGUAUUGAAAAGCAGAGAGGGAGGAGAGCUGCCCAACACCCUGACUGAGAUGUACAUCCACUUCCUGGUGGUUCAGACCAAAGUCAAGAAGAUCAAGUAUGAUGGAGGAUCUGAGACAGAUCCACACUGGAGUCCAGAGACAAAAAAGAUGAUUGAGUCUCUGGGAAAACUGGCUUUUGAGCAGCUGCAGAAAGGAAACCUGAUCUUCUAUGAAUCAGACCUGACAGAAUGUGGCAUCGAUAUCAAAGCAGCCUCAGUUUACUCAGGAGUGUUCACCCAGAUCUUUAAAGAGGAGAGAGGUCUGUACCAGGACAAGGUGUUCUGCUUUGUCCACCUGAGUGUUCAGGAGUUUUUGGCUGCUCUUCAUGUCCAUCUGACCUUCAUCAACUCUGGAGUCAAUUUGAUGGGAGAAGAUGAAUCAUCCAAGAAACCUGGAAAAUGUGACCUAAUUUACSUUCAUCAGAGUGCUAUAGACAAGGCCUUACAGAGUCCAAAUGGACACCUGGACUUGUUCCUCCGGUUCCUCCUAGGUCUCUCCCUUCAGACCAAUCAGACUUUCCUUGGAGGACUGCUGAUACAGACAGGACGUAGCUCACAGACCAAUCAGGAAACAAUCCAGUACAUCAAGUAUCUGAUCAAUAAAACUCUGUCUGCAGAGAGAAGCAUCAAUCUGUUCCACUGUCUGAAUGAACUGAAUGAUGGUUCUCUAGUGGAGGAGAUCCAACAGUCUCUGAGGUCAGGAAGUCUCUCCACAGGUAAACUGUCUUCUGCUCACUGGUCAGCUCUGGCAUUCAUCUUACUGUCAUCUGGAAAAAUUCAGGAUAAUUUUAACCCAAAGGAAUAUUCUACAAACAAGGAGGCUAUUCUGAGACUAAUGCCUGUGGUCAAAGUUUCCAAAAAUGUUAAACUCUCUGAUUGUGGACUCUCAGAGACUGACUGUGAAGUUGUGGCCUCAGCUCUGAAGUCCAAUCCCUCCCAUCUCACAGAACUGGACCUGAGCCUCAAUAACCUGCAGGAUUCAGGAGUGAAGAUUCUGUCUGCUGGACUGGAGAGUCCAAACUGUAAACUAGAGAAGCUGAGUUUGUGGAGCUGCAGUUUGUCAGAGAUCGGCUGUUCUUUGCUGGGCUUAGCUCUGAAGUCCAAUCCCUCCCAUCUGAGAGAACUGAACUUAAGAGACAACAAUCUGAAGGAUUCAGGAGUGAAGCAGCUGUGUGGUUUUCUGGAGAGUCCAGAAUGUAGACUACAGACUCUGAGGUCAGACAUGGUUAUCACCCUCUAAUGAACGCAAAAGCAGAGACA